CUUCUUGAUAUUUUUAUCUCGGAUCCAUAUGAUAUGUAGGCUUGGACAUGGAAGGCCCACGGGCAAAUUGCACAAUCCAUAUCUGGGUCGUAUUCCUAUGGUCUUAAUGCCGGUGUAGGAAAAUCCUGUGCCGGUUAUAUGAUACCAAACAGAACUAGGUCAUUGCAGUUGUCACUUAUAAAUAUGGAGGCAUUGGAGCCAUGAAGUGGUAAAGGGGAAGGAACAAUGGCGAGCGUGGAGGAGAUUUCAGGAAUAAAGAAGAAGACGAGUAGAGAAUUACCUUCUCGGAGAAAGAAGACGGACAACAAGCUAAUGGCCCGACGAUGUGAUGAGAUUGAUCUCCUCACAGCUGAGAAAUCAGCGAUCUGCUUCCAUAGGAGAAAUUCGACUACAUACGCCUUUUACUUGUUUAACUUCUCCUCCUCAGACGAAGAAGAAGAAGAAGAAGAAGAUUAUCGCUAUCGAAUUCUCCAUGGGCCAUAUGGACUUGGAAGAAGUGUUCUACCUUCACUCUUUGGACCUCAACAGAUGCCUAAGGAGAGAUGGGGUGGCAGGUUUGCUGCCUUGGGCUCCAAUAUCUACCACAUAGGCGGGUUCGAUUUAAGUAAAAAGGUGCAUUGUUUUGAUACGAGUAAUCCUGAGGGGGGUUGGAGGGAGGUUGCUCCCUUGAUUAGAGGCGGGCAUUCGGCCGCUGUAGCUGUUGUCGACAAUAAGAUUUAUGUCAUGGGUAUUUAUUCUGGGGAAGAUAAAGAGGAACCUUGGGGCCAAGUUUUCGACCCUGCCUUAAAUACGUGGAGUCCCAUGCCUGAACUUCCCUCUUCCACUGUUAGAGCUCAUUACUUUACACAUCUUGAUGACGAAAAAACCAUUCUUGUUGCUGCUGAUGGUCGCAAAAUCUUAUAUGGCUAUAAAGUCAAAACCAAUUCUUGGUUUAAGUUCGACGAGGAUUUCAAGGAAAAAGGAAAAAUCUUUGCAAUGAGCGGGCCUCGUGUGGCAGUCAAUAGAUGCUUGUAUUGGCUUGGUGACGAUGAGUUGUAUGGUUAUGAUUUAGAUGAGGGAGAGCUUUACAUUGGUAAAUUUGGGUACCUUGAUUUGGAGCUUCGAGGGAUAGUUAGGCAUCCUGGAGAUAAUAUUUGCUCUGAGUAUGCAAUGAGCGACGAAUGUAGGUUACUUGCUUUAGGUGGUGGAAAGUUGUGUAUUGUUUGGCAGCAUGACAAAAUAGUUGGCCCCUACACCGACCCCCUCAUUGACCCUAAUGUAAAUGAUUCUACUUUUUAUUGUGUUUAUUGUGUCAAGUUUCAGGUUUCCAAAGGUAUCCGCCCAUCCAAGGAGGGCAAACUGGAACGCGUCCUGAACAUUUCGGUGGAGUCUUCUAAAUCCUUUCUCGUAAAGGGGCCUUUCUUAGAAUUGGGUUAUGUUUCAGCCAUGGAAGGAGCGGUGGCAAGCAAGGAAGAAAUCUGUGGAUUGCAGCAUAGGAAGAAGGCAAGAAAAAUUGAGUCAAAGAAGAGCAACAAACCAAUGCUCCAAAGAUGUUCUCAGUUUUCCUCAAUGGAGAAAUCUAUAUGCUUCUGGACAAUAGGUGUCGAGUAUAUAUCUAACUUUUACAUGUUCAACUUUUCAUAUGGUGAAGAUAGCAAAGCUGUUGAUGAUCAUCAUUACCAAAUCAUUCAUGGCCCGUAUGGAUUUGGAAGAAGCUUGCUACAUCCAAUAGUGAGUGGUUACAAGAAAAAUCGAGAAAGCAGCUGUAUUGCUCUGGGCUCUACUAUCUACUGUUUAGGUGGGUUCCAUAAGACUAAGUCUAGUAAACUUGUAACUCACACUAGAAAAGUCCACUGUUUUGACACAAGGGAUCCUGGUGGUGUUAGGAAUAAAGUUCCUAGCAUGAUCAAACCUAGGUUUCAGCCUCAUAUACAUACACUGGAAGGUAAGAUUUAUGUCCUGGGAGGUCUUCAUAAGGAUGAUACAAGUGGACCAUGGUUGGAAAUGUUUGACCCUUGCCUUAAUAAAUGGAUUGGCUUAUCAUCUGACCCUUACAUCAGUACCCCUCUAGAUUCAUGCUUUACAUCAGCCCUUCUUGAGGACUCCAAAAUCUUACUGGUUUUUCAUGAUGGUCAGGAUUACAUGCAUGCAUAUGAUAUUGCAAUGGACUCUUGGUAUGUCUAUGGGGAUAAAUUCGAUAGAAAAGAUUAUCCUUUUUUCGGUGAAGUUGUGACUAUUGAUAAAACUUUGUAUCAGUAUGAUUGUAAAGAUGGUAUUGUUGCAUAUGAUCUGGACAAGAAAAAGUGGUUCAGGGGUCAAUUUUGGCGGUCACACUUGGAGCUAAGGGGGCUGCUAUCACAACCAGUAGAUUCUCAGUUAGAGUCUGAGGUUUUUCCAAUCUUGCUCCAUAUUGGUGGUCGAAAACUCUGUCUCCUUUGGCAGCAUAGGAAUACAACAUCUGGAGGAAAGGAUAAUGAAAUUGUAUCUGGAGUUAGUGGUUGUCCAAAAUGAAGGCAAGAAUGAGGUCUUCUCCAUUUUUUAAAGUUUUUAAAAUUUUUCUAUCUUCAGCCUAAUUUAAUUUUUAACCAUUUACAUAUUAAUGACGUAUUUUUGGUAGUUAGAGCAGCUGUCUUUGCGAAAGUAGGUUAUUCUUUUAGGUAGAUGGAAAAUAAAAAAGAUAUUAAAACUGUUCUUUUUUUUUUUCAGUUGUUUGAAUGUAAAAUUAAUUAGACGUGAUUCAAGGAUGCAAGAGCAACAAUAGGAGGAAAAGCUAUAUUGUUAUUUGUUUUGAGAUUUGAUAUAUUGCAUUAAAUCUAGGGGAUCAAGGCUAAUUAUUAGUUGUAAUUAUAUACAUACUAUAUGAAUGGAUGGUUGUAUGAUGCAUGCUUAGAAAUAUGAAUGUUGAAUGGAAUCAUAGGCCAAUUUUUAUUAUAUUUGAUAUAGGUUAUUGGCUUAGGCUACUUCUGGUUUCAACUAUAUUCAAUUACAGUUGAAUUUCGUUGGAAAUACUUUGUUAUUACUAUUGUUGUGCCAGGUGAGGUUUAACAGCGUUCAUGCUGAGAAGAAUACAAGUGCUUUUGGGUUUUGUUUAUGGAAGAAGCAUGUAUUUAUGACAUAAAAGCCA
This is a messenger RNA of Durio zibethinus, 3103 nucleotides long. The record is from RefSeq and is a predicted model, not a curated record. NCBI's taxonomy places the organism in Eukaryota, Viridiplantae, Streptophyta, Magnoliopsida, Malvales, Malvaceae.